UUUUCGUCAGUCUAUAGUUGAUAUAGUAUAAUUAUGCGAGGGCUUGUACUCUCCAAACUGUAACGCACACUGGAUUGCCAAGUGCGUCAAGUAUGAAAAAACGACGAAUGUCCAUGUUCGACGCGUAACCCCUAAGGCGCGAUUGGGAUUGGGACCAUGUAUAUUCUGUACGGAAAGAAUUAUAAUACGAUUAAUUAUAGUGUAUUAAAUAUUUGGUUUUAAUUUUCAAAAAUAAUGGAAGCGACAAAUGGUACAGAACGAAUUUCUACGCCUAAAUACACGUACAGCUUCGUUAUCACGGAGAUGAGGCUGAGACAACUUGGAGGCUGGUAAUUUAACGUAACGAAAUGUGGAAUAAAUAUAAUUUAUGUUUUAAAGACGGAGUAUUAAUUUCUGUGAUUAUUUUUUCUGUGUAGAAUCGAGCACGCCUAAUUUUCACGAGGUUUUCCGUUGAUUUUCCGCAACUGCGUUGUUCUUCUCAUUCUCAUCGUGUCAAGUGCUUUGCGUGCGCAGUGCGCUCACCAUCCGUAGGGGUUGGGAGGUGCAGUCGGAUGCUGGUCGUCCGUACGGCUCGUGCCACUUCGGCUCCCCUCGGCAAUCUCCGUGGAUCUCUGCGGGGGCAUAGGCCUCCUUCCCUUCCGAGCAAUUCCACAGUGUUCACACUCCCGCGUAGGUGUGCGGCGGUACAUGCGAAUUUUAUUUCUUCGUCGCGCGAUCCAGUGACGGGUACGUGUUCGUAACAGUCUCUUUCGAAUUACAAGUGAUACGCGAAUCGCACGCUGCCUCUGUCAGGAUACCAGUGAAAAGGCACGCAUGGCAAACGACUGCGCGGUCGUUGGAAAAUUGACAUCGGUGAAAACGGAGCGAGGAGAAGAAUUUGGAGCGCGCAUGGGAAAACCGGCGAAGAAGAGGGAUGAUAGUCGGCGUUCAGAAACGAACGACAGUGAACGCGAGAUAAAAUCGACGUGAUAAUCUGUUGUGGACAUCGAGUGAGAUCGCCUGCUUUGGAUAGCGAACGAGUCGAAGAGCAGUGAUAUCGAGUUCUUUGACAGUCUCUCACCUGUUACAACCGGACUCGCGGAUACAGUGUCAGGCCUAACAUCCACGCGUUGGAUAGAUCCGUCGAACGCGUCGAUCGCGAACCUGUGUCUUGAAUCACAUCUCGCGUUUGGAUAAGAGUACGUCGUGCGUCAGCACCAACUGAAAAGCGUGCCGGGAAAAACGCGAUGCACCGGCGGAGUUGGAUAAAAUUCACGUUUGAAUAAAUAAUUCGUAUAAUCGAAGUAUAAAAUGACAAUUAUAUUUCGCGUCGAGUAAAUCGCUACGUAGAGACGCGAGUUAUCGAAGUGCGCGAAUAUACCAACGGAACCCUCCAAACCCCGCGGUUUUCUUUGGACGCGAAAGAUGGGAGAAACUCUCUAGAUAGAAAUUUCGGAUGACAAGUCUCUAAAUAAGUGGAACAGGAAUAAUGGUUUGAAUAAAUGGAAUGAAACAUUUCGCGAUGAACGAGUGAAUCGGUUAUCCGUACGUGUAACGUCGUAAUUUUGUUUCCGUGGAACUUUGUUUGAUUUAUCGUUUCGGUUUUUCAGCGCGAGUCAAGACGGUAUCUCGAUCGAGGUUGCCGAUCGAACGUACGAAUAAUCGCAACGCUGUGAUUCUAUCGGUGUAGUCGAUAGCGAGAAACGCGAGGAUUAUCGGAGGAACGUGUGCCGUGGAAAAGACCGUGGAUCGAGUUUUAACGAAAGAUACUCGUGGACGACGAUCCCUCGCGGCGGGGCUUGUUACACUUUUGCGAUGAAUGCUCGAGAGCGGAGUGGCUAAGAGCAUUUCGAGUGAAAUCACUGGUGAAACGUUCGAAGUGGGUAUGUACUUUGUGGAAAGUACUUCUUCAAUGGCGACGAUAAAGGUUAACGGUUAAAACGUGAAAUCGAUUUCCGUUGAAAUCUGGUUUUCGCUGUUGGACACUUUUUAAUGCCUAUAAGUGACACGUUACGUAUAGAGAGCUCUGCGGACUGUCAAGCGAUAGCAGUUAUUUUUUGUUCUCUCUUGCGAACGAAAAUACGUUCGGUUGUAUGCAAGUGACCCCUAGUGUUUACAUACGUUCUAUCGUGUACGGAGUGUUCAUCUAUGUUCCUGUAGCGGACUAUCGAGCUGACCACGAAGGACUACGGAACGAAACCAUCCACGAUGAGGCUGAUCCUGUUUCUCGCCGUUUUUUCCGCGACGACCCUCGUAAAAGGCGAACGAGGGCAAUACUUCCGAGUGACGCCAAGGAACAGCUCGGUCCUCGAAGGUGGCGAUGUAACGAUACCUUGCGAGGUGGAACACAGAGUCGGCAUUGUGCAAUGGGUUAAAGAUGGCUUUGCUUACGUCAUUCAACCAAGUGGUGAUAUCGUUGGACAUCCAAGACUAAAGCUGAUAGGAGAUCAAAACGCAGGCAUCUAUAAUCUGAAAAUCACCGACGCUUCUCUGACGGACGAUGGCGAAUAUCAGUGCCAAGUUGGACCGCAUUUGCGCAGCAAACCGAUCCGUGCCAAUGCUCAUCUCAUCGUCAUAUCGCCACCGCAGAAAGUGGAGAUCAGCAACCACCCUAACAGGAGGAAGAUCGAGGUGAAGGUUGGCGAAUCGCGGCGCUUAGAGUGCGUCGUUCGAUCGGCGAAACCGGCUGCAUCGAUCGUCUGGUAUCGCGGAAACGUGCAAAUCAAAGGGGGUGACACGGUGAUUACGCCGAUCUCCAUCGAGGGUGACAAAGAACUGCAGAAGCCUGGCGAAAGUAAGAAGGAAUUGCUCAAAUACGACACCCACGGGUCCAUCGUCAUCGUUCCCACCGCGGAUGACAACGACAUGGACUACACUUGCGAGGCCAACCAUCCCGCCAUACCGAUCGACAUGCCUUUAAGGGCCACCAUCAAACUUUCCGUGUUUUAUCUGCCCGGUAUGCCUUACAUCGAGGGAUACACGGAAGGCGAGACCGUGAAACGCGGCCAGCAGCUGGAGCUAACCUGCCGAUCGCGAGGCGGAAAUCCGCCUGCUCAGAUCAUCUGGUACAGAAACAACGAACAGGUCACGACCGUGUAUCGCACCGAGGGCAGCUUCUCCGAGAGCGUGUUGUCCAUCAUCGCGAAAGCGCAAGAUAACAAUGCCAGAUACAGGUGCGAGGUCUCCAACAUUAUGAGCGUCGAGCCCAUGAAGGUCCACGUCGACCUCACCGUCCUCUUCGCGCCGCUGGGUGUGACGAUCACCGGUCCCACGGAGGCGAAGGCCGACGAGCAAGUGGUGAUCACUUGCACGACGGAGAACUCGAACCCGCCGGCGGACAUAAAGUGGACGGUGGACGGUCACAAUAUAGAAAGUAACGCCUCGAGGACCGAGCGCGCGCCUCAGGGAGGAUGGAUCACCAUGUCCAACGUGACGUUCAACAUUAAUCGCACCAGCCGCAGCAUCGUGGUGAUAUGCGACGCGACAAACGUCAAGCUCACGGAGAACGUCGUCAAAACGCACACCAUAAACGUGAUUUACCCACCGUCGAAGCUCAGCAUCAGUGGCUACGAGGAGGGGUCGACGAUAGACGCUGGCACGGUCCUGCGACUCAUGUGCACCGCUAUUUCGGGAAAUCCGCUGGCUACUUUGACUUGGUACAAGAACGACAGAAAGGUACCUGGAACUACCAGAACGAGAGAUCACGCAGUGUCCAGUGAGCUGACGAUGCUCGUGAACGCGUCGGACAAUAACGCUCACAUACGAUGCGAAGGAAUGAACUCUGCUACCAAAUAUCCUUUGAUCAAAGUCCUCGUCUUGAAAGUCAACUUCCCACCGGACAAAGUGAAGAUCACGCGCGAUCCUCAGGACCUACACGCGGGCCAAGAAGGACGCAUCAUCUGCGAGUCGAGCAGCAGCAACCCGGCAGCGGAGAUGUCUUGGUGGAAAGGCGGCAUACCUGUCCAGGGUACCAAAAAUGGCACCAAGCCUGGCUUGCACGGUGGAUUUCUGUCGUUCGUGGAGCUCGCGAUGGACGUCACCGAAGACAUGAACGGGGAGGUGUACACUUGCCAAGCGAGAAAUAAUCAAAUGGAAAGGUCGAUUCACGAUGCCACGACUCUUGAUGUGCUGUACAAGCCGAUAUUCUCGUCGAUAGAGCCUCACGAGUUGAUCGGAAUGGAGGGCGAACCUUUCGUGAUUUCCGUCUCCGCCAUGGCCAAUCCCAACGACAUAAAGUACACAUGGACCAGAGACGGUUUGCCAUUGGUCAGCAGCAACAGGAGAAUAUCCGUUCGCGGGCCUAUGUUGAACAUCACCAAGCUGGAUCGCCACGACGCUGGAACCUACAUCUGCGAAGCGACCAACGAAGAAGGAACGACUUUCUACCAAUUAAAUCUAACUGUGCAAUACUCGGCAAAAAUUAAACGUACCUCGGCUUCCGGGAUAGUGUAUCCUCCAGGAAUCGAAGCUAAAUUGUUCUGCGAGGUGGACGGUAGCCCCAUAGGAGACGAGUACGUCACGUGGCAGAAAGUUGGCUCGAACUCGGAGCUCUCCGGGCGCUAUUCCACCUCUUUUAUCAACAAAACUUCUUAUCUGCACAUCGAAAAUCCCGAUCAGGAAGACGUCGGGGAGUACCAGUGCAAAGCCAACAACGGGAUCGGCAACGUUACCUCCGAGCCCAUUCUCUUCGUUACGAACUUCAAGCCGCAAAUGAUGAACACACCUUUGACGAGAAGAGCGGCGGCGAACAAAGGGAUAAACGUGCAGCUGUUUUGCAAAGCGAGAGGCUCCCCGUUGCCCAGAUUCGCUUGGACGUUCAACGGGAAGACUUUGUUGCCGAAUGUUACGGAACACAAGUACAGCGUCACGCACACGGAUCUGAGCGAACUAUUUUCCGAGUCGACGCUGACCAUUUUCCGCGUAACGUCCACCGACUACGGGAAAUACGAAUGCCGUGCGAUGAACAAAAUGGGACAGUCGACGGAUAUCAUACACUUGGACGUCACGUCACCGCCGGACAAACCCACCGAUCUGGAGGUUUAUAACGUGACCCACGACUCGGUCACUUUGACGUGGAAGAGGGCAUUCGACGGUGGCUUACCGACGUCCUACCAAAUACGUUGGCGCGAGGCGCUCGACUACGAGGAUCGAUACCACUAUCUAGACGUUUCCCCGGGAGAAUAUAAAACCACGAUAACCGGACUUUCCCUGGGGACUUACUAUGUGUUCAGCGUGAAAGCCAUUAACGAGAAGGGAGACAGUGGCUUUCAACCCGACAUCGUGAAAGUUCAGACGCUACGGGAGGCACCACCUACCGACGUGACAUCCAGCGAGAUUAAUUCUUCCUACAUCAUCGUCAUUAUCAUCACUGUUUCCGCCUCUGUUUGCCUACUCAUUGCUGCGCCCAUAGCCUUUGCUACAUUAAAAUCGAAAAAGAAGGCCCAACGUUCCGGUAUUAACAAAUCGCAGACAGCUGAUAUGUACGCACCAUCCACGGUGAACGGAGACACCAUGACCGGUGAAUUAAGUUCGGUGUCGGACGAGAAGAGCGACGUUAACUUCGACACUAACGAUUACGUGGACGAGGGACGAAAGACGGCCGCUAGCACGUAUUUAAUAGACCAAACCAUGCAAGAUUUUGGGAAAGGGAACUUGGAGAUGCAGGUACAUCAUCAGGGGACUCUUGGUCGUCGUGGCAACCACAUUCAACCACCCAUGAGUAUGGAUUCGCCGCCACAGCGAACGACGGCGAGUGGGACGCUUUCUGUUUCGAAAUCGAGUUACAUCGGGAACCCGAGUCCAGCACCGCCGAACGACGUGAACUUCUACAGCGUGGAGAUCGACAACGGCCGAUACAUGGGAUACGAGACGAACCACAGCCCGAUUCCAGUGGUGGAGCCAGGUUCGGGAUCGUACUACCCGUCGAUGAGUCCCACGGGGCACAUCGUGUCCGGUCACUUGACCGGAACGGGCACCCUGACGCGCAGCAGGACCCUGCCGCGUCCCGUUCCACCACCCGACGUGACCGUGAUGACAGCCGGAUCGAAAUCGCCGAUUCCUCCGUCCGUGCCACCGCCACCGACGACCUUCGCACGCUCCGUAUCCGGAAAUCCUCACGCCCACGGCCAUCCACUGUCGACAUUCACCCCAACGCCGGCCUACUCCGACAUCGAUGGCCAUCUUGUCUGAGGAUCACCCAUCUUCGGCCCCAGCACCGUGCGCGGCAAGUACCGCGCCGUUCCGAGGGACGAGACUAUCAUCGUUACAGAAAGAACCACCCGGCUCUAAUCAACGACUCGUGGGUGAUCGAACGGAUCCUACGGCCUCACGCGUCGCUCGCGACGUUCAACGAUCGGUUCUCCAUCUCUCGCGAGGGACGCCGUCGACGACACCCCCGCGUCGAAACAGUUUCGUGUGGGUGUUUCCCCCGACGACCUUAUACAUAUAUCCUCCUUGAACAUAAAAGAAAGUAAGAAGCAUGUAAAUACCAGAGAGACCUGUACCGCACGCGUACGGGCUAUAUUAACGUAAUUUUACUAAGCACGCGGUACAAUGUUACGAACCGGAAAUGCAGCGUUUCGUUUCGUUUCUUUGUUCUUUUUUUUUUUUCUUUUUUUUUUUUUUCUUUAUUUCUUUUUCCGUCGUUUGUUUCCCCGUGGACAAGGUGUGCGUGUAUAUAAUGUACCUCGACCGCGGAACUUUUACGGAGUAGUUUACGUUUCGCGUGUCACGCGUCGAACCGAAGAACGAUCGGGGAGAAUCGCUCGCCGCUUGCUCAAUGAUUUUUCGGUUGCGUUCGCGUACGAUGAGUUGUUUAUUUUUUUCCUCGUUGUGCCGACUUCGUAGUGAAACGGAGGAACGUUCGACGAUGUGUCUACGUGAACGGAAAAGGGGGAAAAAGGAUAUACGCGCCGAGGAACGGUGCGAGGUGGUGUUCCGUUUCCCCGAGAGCGCAGAGGUAUAGUAUGGAUUUUACGAUCACGUUUAUGCCUUACUACUCUUAUCUUGGAAUAAGUUACUCGUAGUUUGUACCGUAGACAAACUCGCGUGAUCCGAUGGUUGAACAACCUAAGUUAGGAGAAAGAAGACGAUCAACGAUCCAUUAGGAACGCACGAUACUUUCUAGAUCGAAAUAACUGAGAUUGGAGAACCUGCUGACGCUCGGUUCCAAUUUACGUUUUUCUUUUUAUAUAUAUACACAUAUACAAACAUACCGAUGCUGUCGUCGACAGGGAAACCCUUCGAUGGCCGCUCUUUUGAAAGUAAUCUCGAUAACAGCGAAGCCCUAACGGAUAUCGGUCGAACACGUUGAUGACUCGGGGUGAUCAACGAUGCUGCUCUCGAUGUUAUCGUGAAGUCGAGUUCCCGUGAUUUGUUAUUUUUUUUUUUUUUUUUUUUUUAUUCGUUUCGUGAAUACGCACGACCGUCCAUGGUUUCGUUCGCGAUUGGUUGAAAGAGAGAGGUCUACCAGGACAUUGGCCGACUUCUUGGUUGAAAUUCGAAGGAAGCGAGACAAUCGUUUUACACAGGGAAACAGUUGACGACGUUCGUAAUCGGUAGUGAUCCGACUGAUUUCCUUCUUCCCUUUCCCUCUUGCUCAUUAAUCGCGACGCGUUCUCUGUUAGAUUGAACGGAUCUUACUUGUUAAAUGGGGAAAGAAAGCGUUGUAAUCGCGACGAGCGAAAGAAGCUAGUUGUUUCGCGAAAGAGAACGGUCUGUCGUGACGCUUGGUGAAUUGAAACGAACUCGACGAGUUCGAUAGGUACUAAAAUAGGCGACGUUUAGAUAAAGGUUUAGAAAAUCCCUAGGGAACGCGCGAGACGUGCGAGUGUGACGCUGCUUCGGCCUCCUCGAGCUUAGAAACUCCACUUUGGCGGAUUUGUAUAACAAAAUAGAGACACACGCACGGGUAUUCGCUCUAUUCAAAAUUUCUCCACGAUACGAAAGAUACGCGCAGAGUGUUCGCCACGUUAUCGUCCGACGUUUUACUUACAAAUUAAUGAGAUGUUAUUUGGGUUUCUUAAACGAACAUCGAUUUCUAUCAUUAUGGAUUUAAUGAUAUAAAUAAUAAUACACAUCUUAUACAUCGUCAACAAAAUAUAGAAACUAUUCUACCAUUCGUUUAUAGGAGAAAUGCUGAAAAAUAAUCUCAGAUUCACGUGCACAAAACGAUUUUGCGUUUCGUAACGUUCGAUUAAUCCUCGUUGAUUCACCUCACUCUUUUUAUACCGUCGAAUUUGUAUUCUACUCUACAAAACGUAUGAAAAAACACACAUUUUCACUGCCGAGUGCAAAAGUCAAUACUACGAAUAGUUUAACCCUUAACCGCUUGCAUUUGUUCGUACAACCACCGUUACGAAAUCUCUCGCGCCACUUCGGACAUCGUACACCUCACAAUUCUAUUCCACGUGUUCGACGAAGCGAGCGUUUCCGUUCGCUAAACGCACGAUCGUUGAUAGAUUCCGCCAAGUGUUUAAGAGAUUUCAAUAUAUCGAGAUAGAUACGUUUACGCAAGCACAAAUGCAAACGAUGAAACCGUGACUGUAAAGUUAGGAGAACAUCUAUAGAUCUGUUCUCACGUGACGUCCAACGCUGAUUUUGUUUCCUUUUCGUCGCGUUUUGCUAACAACGUUGCCUCGGUUAACAAAAUCGGCGCGCUCCUAGCGAGCGAAUUGUUUUCGAAAUCUUUUAUCGCGACACGCGGUACAGUUAGUGAUAUUUUGUAAUUGAAUAUUACGAAAAAGUUGCCAAAUAUUAUACGAGUAUCGUCCAUCGAUGGUUAACGAUAACUUUUCUAACGUAGCUGAUAAGUAGCUUUUUUUUCGUUGACUCUUCGCGCGUUUAUGCAUCAAGCGUUUCAAAUGCGAUCAUUCAGUUCUCGCACAAUGGCGUGUGCCACGCGCACGAAUCAUUUGGUAUCGAACGGAUUUAACGAUUAACCGACUACUAGAGACUAUUUCUUCUAAGUGACGAAAGUUCGACUACUUUCACUGCCUGAUUUUUUUUAUUCCUGUACCGCGAAACACGAACGUUUUUGCAAUUAAUUGACGUAAGGUUAUUAUUAUUAUUAUUAGUAUUAUUAUUAUUAUUAUUAUUAUUAUUAUUAGUAUUAUUAUUACGAAAAAUUUCGCUACACGUAUUUUCCUGAAACAGCGAUAGCUUCGAGCCACUUAUACGUAUAUAUCCUACCCGAAACAAAAAGUAUAAAUAUCGUAAACGAAACGAUACAGAGAAUCAGGGAAAACCGAAAUAACACACGAACAACAUAAUCAGCGAAAUCUAUAUAUACAGAAGUAACGUGAACGAUAAAAGAAAGCAAACGAACGCGAAAGAUAAACGAUAGGAAAGGAAAAUAAAAGUGAGUGUCUUGGAGUAGUGAUAUCUUCGAAAAAGAAAAAAAGACAAUAGUACAUAAGUUUAAUUAUACGCGUAUGAGUUUAGUUAAGAGUAAACUAUUUCCCUGGCACAGCCAAGUUAGAAGUUGCAUUUGCAUAAACGGUCGUUGUACAAGAAACGUUAAGAACAGAAAGAAAGAAAAAAAAAGAAAAAAACGUAGUUCGACUAAAUGUUUAUACAUACAUAUAUUUUUGCAUUUAUUUCCAUUAAAGAUUGAUUAUCCUUGUAAAUAGAGUGCGAUAUGUCUCAGCGUUUCACAAUACACACAAACACAUACACACGUGCAAACACAGCCCAGAAAAAAAAAAAGUAAUUAAAAAAUGGAUCAUAUGAGGGUCUCACUUUACCUAAGCUAUUAAUGAAAUAUUGUAUAGGAUUAUUACGCUAGGCCACGAAUUAUAUCCGAAAAGAUGAGGAAGGGGACGAAGAAUAAUACCAGUUGUCGUACGAGACAACGUCUUUCCGUUUAUCGAAAGCCUAAGCAAUCGACGUAUAUUUUUGAAGAAAGACGAAUCGAAAACAAAAAAGUAAAGAAACGUUACGAAAAAAAGAACCGCGCGCGUGGUUGGCCUAUCGUAAACACGGAGGGGGGGGGGAGGGAAGGGGGGAGGGAGAGGGUUGUAAGUGUCUCGUAGAAAACAUAACGACGCGUGCAAUCGCCUCGAGCAACUAUGACAACCCGUAGAAUCAGUCGACAAGUGUAAGUUUCGUUCAAUUUCCAUGGAAAGAUCACGAUCGAUGCGCGCCCAAUCUGUAUCAAUUUCAUACGAAUCACACGCAAAACUAAUUAGAGGAGAGGAAAACUGUUCACGUCCGAUGUUCUCUGUGUACGAUCAUCGAUGAAUCACGUUGAGAAAUCUACGCACGUCGCCGCUUCUAAUUUGGCUCGCGUAUCGUACAGGAUAUAAAAGUUAACCGUUCGCGGUCCUAGAGCGAUCAGAAACUCGAAGAAUCCGGAUCGCGAACGAUUAAAACGGACGCAUGUAGGAUUGCUCCGAAGAUACACCACGGAAAUCGCGUUUCUCGCAUAUCCGCGCACGCUCGCACGCGCUGGCGAACAUAUAUACAUAGAUGAAGUACGAGAAUCGACGCGCGAGCAUGUAUAUUCCGAGCAAUCGUGCUUGUCAUUGGUGUCUCGAGCGUAAACGAUGCGCCGAGGAUCGAUCCCCGUCUAUUUUCACUUCUUCGUUUUUUCCCGCGAUCGGCGAUCGUUCGUCGAUCCAGGCGAGAACCGAUCGAGUCUGUUAUAUCCUGGGACACGCGUGACGGGAAGACGAAAGAAUGGUACCGUUGGCGCGCGAGAAGAACGAACCCGACUCGACCUCUGACGUCCGUGUUCGCUGUGCACCGAUAAACCCUUUGCGGCCGAGAGAGAGGUGACCGAUCGCGAGAAACCGAUCCACAGCUGCUGAGACGUCUUGUGAGAUCAUCUAGAGCGCGAAGGGUUUAUUCCGCGUAGAUAACGCGUCGUUCGUAAAUGGAUGACGACGUCGCCCUCUCAGAACACGGUGGUUCGUUCUUCUCGCGCGCCAACGGUAGAUACUUGCGCGCGGCAAACGCCGAAAGGAUGUCGUUGAGUUUAUACUUUCCGCGUCGUUGUCAUGUGUGUUUUAUGCUUGGGAACCGUUUGAAAGUUUUACGAAUAACGUUUUCGUAGCAUGCGCUAUCGUUAUUUCAUUGCCCGGGGAGGAACACUGAUUUGUUACGGUAGACUCUACAAAGCUUAAAGAAAUAAAAGAAAAAAAAAAUUAAUUAAUAAUAACGUGUAUUGUUAACCGCUGCUGUUGUGUAUGGAGCCGCACCGUUCGGCUUAGACUGAUGAUGAAGAAGAAGAAAAAAAAAAAAAAUUCACGUAUGCUCAAUUAGAGAACAUGUUUGCGCAUAAUUAAGAAUUCUAUUUACAUAUACAUGUUUUAUAUUUGUAAUUAAUAACAAGGAAAAAAAAAUCAUCUAUACUUAAUAUUACCUGAUAUUAUUAGAUUAUGUAAUCUCCAAAGUAUUUGCUCAUCAAAGUGCUAGGCAUGUUAGACGGACCGAUAUUCGUCCAAAAUGGUACCUUGGAGAUGGACAUACCAUCUAACAGUACGAUAUUUCAUAUUUUACACGAUAAUUAAUAAUUCUGUUGAUUAUUCUAAGACAUAGUCAAUCCUAAUUAUACAAUCAUUAAGAUACGAAGGAUAAAUUAAACGUUUUACAUGUAUAUAAUGUACAUAUACACUUAGAUAGACACGAAGAAAAUAAAAUGCAUAACGAAUUAUAUCAAAUUAAGAGGAGAAACGAUCGAGAGCUUUCGUAAAUAGUUCGUAAAUGUAUUCGUAUCACUUUUGAUGUUUCUUCUUCGUAUUCGUUCCUUUUUCUCUGUUCUUUCCAAUUUUUGAAGAAAAUAAUGUUAACGAAAACGAAAAAAAAAAAAAGACGAAAGAAAGAAGAAAACCGACCGAAAACAAAAUAAACGAUUCUCGCCAGACACACGAAAGCGACGCGUCGUUCGCUCCCCGCGGGAGCGCUGCGAUGAACGACGCGGAUCAUGGUCGCGGGGUGGAACAUGCGCGAGUCUCGUAAUCGCCGAAAGUGACGUGACGAAUUUUAUCGUAACGAACUUAUCCGUUCCAAAUUACCAUUACCACAAGAGGCGAAGACUGGACAAGCACUGAGCCGUUUUAAAUCGUUUUUUAUGAUGUUCACAAACGACUCGAUUUUUACAUUUCGAUUCGAUUUUACGUUCGGCAACACGAACACUUUUUCAAUUCGCAGAACGCUAUUCUUCGAUCACGAUAAUCGAUUACCGCGGCGAGAAAUCCUCGCGCUUGGGACAGACGACAACCGAUCGCCUCGAGAAACCUGCUGAAACGCGCCAAAUAAAAAGUUCUCGCGCGACGCGGUCGACGGCAACGAUUCGUUUGCCGUUAGAUCUGUAAAUUAUACUCCGUCGACAACGUAAAAUUGGCCACGAUGGCUCGUUUCCAGGACCCCUCGAUGCCGAUCACUCGCCCGUCGAACGGGGAGACAAUUUAUCACGUGUAUCGAUACAAACGAACGGCGUAUCGUGAAUCGUUAAGCGUAUCAUCGAAUAUAUGUUGCUUCCGUUUAUGUGCCAACAAGAAAAUUUGACGUUCUCUAUGUAUAAAGUACAUGAUGCAUAGCGAGACGAUAUACAUACUGUUACGCGGGCCGCCGUCACGGCUGAAUUUACAAUGCAAUGUUAUUCUUUCGAGCAAUCAUCGCUGUUCUUAAGUACAACCGAUAAUACUGGCGAGGUAAAGAUGCUCUCCCACGAUUAAGAAAAAAAUAAGAAGAAGAAGACAAACGGAGACAUAAAGAAAGAGGAUGAGAAACCGUGUAAUAUAAACUAAGGUACCAGCAAUUUGGUACAUUAAUUACUUGUAUAUAUACAUAGUAUUUUUACAUUCUAAUUCUAAAUUACAUUUCCAAUUCUAAAUGGUAUACAUUACUCUGUGAGCUUCGCUUGUCGUCUGUGUAAAUUAUCGAUAACGUUCCGACGUUCGUUCACCGUAGAAAUAUAGUCAGAGAAGCGAUCUUAUGCUCGGCAAACAUUUAUAUCCUCCCCCUCUCGAAUGUCUUGUGCACGUUUCAUUGCACCCAUCGCACAAGAUUCGAUACACACGCCUCGUGCCUUCAUCGCAGUUACAUUAAUUAGAACGUUUAUGGGCUGUGGUCGCAUCGGGACGUUUCCGGCCGUGACUAUUACCCGCGAAGAAUGAUUCGCGGGGGUGUUACAGUCUGACACGCGACGCUGGAAUUGUAAAUACGGCUACGAAAUUUGACGGUAGAAAAUUCGCAAUUUACACGAGUCGCGUCGAUCAGCUUUUGGUGGAUUUAUUAAUAAACGUAACAGAAUUAUUAAAGUAUCCCGACAAAGAAAGAAUUCUCAGUUAUUGGAUCUCGGUCGCUAGAUUUAUAGGAUGCCUUCGGCAAAGCUUCGCGAGAAGGAUUACUUUAUUUUCAUCGGUCAAACAUCGUCACCUGGUUUAGUAAUAAAACAAAAAUAAUUUUUGUUCUACUCUCAACGGUUCAUCGAAAGACUGUAACUAUAGUUUCCCCCUGUGAAUGUUAGCCUCCAUCACGAAUAGUUGCGCGAAGAUGCACCGAAUGCGACCAUAAUCCGAUUAUAAGGGAAGAAAGAGUACUUCAUCGUACGCAUACGUCGCGUCGCAAUGCAUUCGUUGUUGAUAUGCGUAAUUUAACUCCUACAUAAACUGUGCUCAUAGCGGAUGUGAUCGGUAUUUUACGAAUGAUGUCGCGACCCGUCGAACGAGGAACGACGGUGAUCGAUGUACUCGACGAUCAUUGGAUUCUUAAUCGUCGACGCGAACGCGACAUCGUCCCAUGAAAAUUAGCGUGCCGAUAUAUGUAUAUGUUGAUUUUUUCGGAAAAAAUCGAACGGCCAGAGUUCGUUUUAUCGACGCUACGCUUUUCUUCGUUUCUCAACACGUACAUAGAGACAGAGCGAAGCUCAACAUACUAGUCCUUACUUUAAAACCAAAGUAAAGAGAAAAAAAACAUUGUGUAGCUUUUAAGAAUCUCCAUUACGUAUUCACACCUGUGUGUCUAUACAGAAGGCAUAAUUAUAAUUAAUAAUUCAAUCAUCGUAAAUAGGUAAAGGACUAACCGAUAAGCGAAUAGAUAAAAGGAAUAAGCCGCUCGUUAAGUGUAUCGUUUUAUUUCAAUUCAUUUUUUACGAUUAACAUUUUAUCUAGCAACUUUUGUCGGCUAGGAAUGUAAAUUCUGUAUCUGUACAUUGUUUUCCUAUUUCAACUAUUAAAAGUGAUCGUCAACUAAACGUUCCGUACAUUUUAUUUUACGCCUGUCCCUAUCGAACGGUUCCUUAACGAACUGAACGUAAGU
Messenger RNA from Hylaeus anthracinus, 14241 nucleotides. RefSeq names its product nephrin (gene sns). Gene Ontology annotation, biological process: cell-cell adhesion. Gene Ontology annotation, molecular function: cell adhesion molecule binding. The record is from RefSeq and is a predicted model, not a curated record. Gene Ontology annotation, cellular component: cell-cell junction. Bases 2188 to 6168 code for a protein of 1326 amino acids. The transcript is spliced from 20 exons. NCBI's taxonomy places the organism in Eukaryota, Metazoa, Arthropoda, Insecta, Hymenoptera, Colletidae.